UGUGUGUGUGUGGGGGUGGCGCCAAUUCUGGGUCUAAGAAACAAGGAAAAAAGGGGCCAAAAUAUGCCAAAUUUGCUAGAUGAAUAAUAACCCCCCCAAAAAAAAAAAAAAAGAAUUAAAAAAAAAGUGAGUUUCAACUUUUGGGACAUUCUUAGAUGAACCAAAUCUCACUGACCCUCCAAAGCUUUCGCCACCUUUUGAAAACAUGCAUAGCCCACAGAGACCUUUUCACUGGGAAGUCCCUCCAUGCACUCUACCUCAAGUCCCUUGUUCCUCCCUCCACCUACCUCUCCAACCAUUUCAUCAUCCUUUACUCCAAGUGCUCUUGCCUCUCUUGGGCUCGGAGUGCUUUUGAUCACACCCCAUAUCCCAAUGUCUUCUCCUUCAAUGCUAUCAUCUCUGCAUAUGCCAAGGAAUCUCUUAACCACAUUGCGCGCCAACUGUUUGAUCAAAUUCCUCAACCGGACUUGGUGUCUUAUAACACUCUCAUUUCUGCUUAUGCCGAUCGUGGUGAGAUUGUACCUGCUUUGAGCUUGUUUCUGAGGAUGAGAGACGAGCGUCUUGACAUGGAUGGCUUUACUUUAUCUGCUGCAAUAACAGCUUGCAGUAGUGAUGUUGGUUUGAUUAAGCAGUUGCAUUCGCUGGUGGUCUUAAAUGGGUUUGAUUCCUAUGUAUCCGUGAACAAUGCACUCUUAACGUAUUACAGUAAAAAUGGGUUUUUAGAGGAGGCCAAACGGUUGUUCUGUGUGAUGGGUGAGGUGAGGGAUGAGGUGUCAUGGAAUUCGAUGAUUGUGGCUUAUGGGCAGCACCGGAAAGGGUUGAAAGCACUAGAUUUGUUUCAGGAAAUGGGUAGAAGGGGUUUGAAUGUUGACAUGUUUACUUUGGCUAGUGUUUUAACUGCAUUUACAUGUGUGGAGGAUUUGUUGGGUGGGCUUCAAUUUCAUGCCAAGUUAAUUAAAACAGGGUUCCACCAGAAUUCUCAUGUUGGUAGUGGUUUGAUUGAUUUAUAUUCAAAGUGUGCAGGUGGUAUGUCAGACUGUCAGAAGAUUUUUGAAGAGAUUCCGGAGCCAGAUUUGGUUAUUUGGAACACCAUGAUUUCUGGGUAUUCUCAGAAGGAGGAAUUUUCUGAAGCCGCUCUUGAUUGCUUUCAGCAGAUGCAGCAUGUCGGUCAUCGCCCUGAUGAUUGCAGCUUUGUCUGUGUGAUUAGUGCAUGCUCCAAUUUGUCAUCUCCCUCUCAGGGGAAACAGAUUCAUUCAUUAACAAUCAAAUCUGAUAUCCCAUCAAAUGAAAUUUCAGUGAAUAAUGCUCUGGUUGCAAUGUACUCAAAGUGUGGGAAUCUUCAGGAUGCAAGAAGAUUAUUUGAUAGGAUGCCAGAGCAUAAUACCGUCUCUUUAAAUUCACUCAUUGCAGGUUAUGCACAACAUGGGCUUGGGAUGGAAGCACUGGGUCUUUUUGAGUGGAUGCUUAAGUCAAACAUUGUACCCACAAGCAUAACAUUUAUCUCUGUCCUUUCUGCUUGUGCUCAUACUGGAAAAGUUAAGGAGGGUCAAGAUUAUUUCCGUAUGAUGAAGGAGAAGUUUGGGAUAGAACCAGAAGCUGAACAUUAUUCAUGCAUGAUUGAUCUGUUGGGUCGAGCAGGAAAACUUGGUGAAGCUGAGAGGCUUAUUGAGACAAUGCCAUUUAGCCCUGGUUCCAUUGGUUGGGCUGCAUUACUUGGUGCCUGUAGAACUCAUGGAAAUAUGGAGCUGGCUGAGAAGGCUGCCAAGCAGUUUCUUCAGCUUGAACCUUCAAAUGCUGCUCCAUAUGUCAUGCUUGCAAAUAUGUAUGCUAGCGCUGGCAAAUGGGAACAAGUAGCUACAGUAAGAAAGCUUAUGAGAGACAGAGGCGUGAAGAAAAAACCAGGUUGUAGUUGGAUUGAGGUGAAUAAGAGGACACAUAUUUUCGUGGCCGAAGAUAGUUCUCACCCAAUGAUAAAGGAAAUUUAUGAAUACUUGGAGGAGAUGUCAAUGAAGAUUAAGCAAGCUGGGUAUGCGCCAGAUGUUAGAUGGGCUUUGGUGAAAGAAGAUGGACUUGAAUAUAUGCUAGGAGAGAAGGAGAUACGAUUAGGACAUCAUAGUGAGAAGCUUGCUGUUGCAUUUGGGCUUAUGUCAACGAAAGAGGGAGAGCCUAUUCUUGUGGUGAAGAAUCUAAGGAUAUGUGGAGAUUGUCACAAUGCAAUCAAAUUUAUCUCUGCAAUUGCUAGGAGGGAAAUCACUGUGAGAGACACUCGCAGGUUCCACUGCUUUAAGGAUGGGCAAUGUUCUUGUGGGGAUUAUUGGUGAUAAUUAAGUUUGUUUAAGCUUCUCCAGCUCAUUUUAGUCAGAUAAAAAUCUGGUCUUCGCAACAUGAGAUCUAUGACUUGAACUGUUGGAUACCAUGUUAAACUCCCCGGAAUUCAGAAUCAAUCGCUUCCAUGAUUAAGAAAGCAAUAGCUUUUGAUCCAGUAUCAGCAGCUGAAGCUCAGUGUCUUUAUUUACCUGAACCCUCAGUUAAGCUUUGGUCUGCAAUACUGUGCUCUCAGGUGAACAAUUACCUGCCCUCCAUGAUGUGUCCAGUUAUCACUGAGGAAGCAGCCGCCCUGAGCACUUCCAUCAAUCAUUGUAGCAGGACAUAUGGUGGUGAGGCUGAGGCAGUGAAUCAAGAAUCGGUUGGGGACAUGCUGACGGUAACUGUAUACAUCAGUGAAUCAAGAAUCGGUUGGGGACAUGCUGACAGUGACUGUAUACAUCAUCAGGAAACUAAUUAUGCUCAAGCCCAGUUACUGAUUCUAUAGUUUCCUACCACAAGACUUGUUCUUCCACUGGUACCGGUGAUACUGGUUUAGUUGUGUGAAAAAUCAAGUGGAAUAUCAACAGCCCUUAGCACAGGCCAAAUCAUGGUGUAGACAUGUUUACGUUAGUUUUGUUGAAUUCUAAUAGAUUGGAAGAUAAAAUUUACCAAUCUCAAUUUUAUUUACCUUCAAUUCUACAAGUAAACCAAAAUAAACAUUAGUAUUUUCUGGAAUAAAACAGAUUGUUUAUACAUGGAAGUAUUGACUUGUUAAAAAUGUAACCGAGUAAUAGAUGUCACAGUUAGUUUGUGGUGUCUUACA
Messenger RNA from Ziziphus jujuba (common jujube), 3130 nucleotides. Its product is annotated as pentatricopeptide repeat-containing protein At3g49710. Gene Ontology annotation, biological process: RNA modification. The record is from RefSeq and is a predicted model, not a curated record. The transcript is spliced from 2 exons. Bases 156 to 2321 code for a protein of 721 amino acids. NCBI's taxonomy places the organism in Eukaryota, Viridiplantae, Streptophyta, Magnoliopsida, Rosales, Rhamnaceae. Gene Ontology annotation, molecular function: RNA binding; zinc ion binding; protein binding.